AUGCCGCUCUCGAAGUACCUUAUACGGAACGAGUACAGCUUGGCGGAUCCCGAGCUGUACCGCGCCGCCGACAAAGAUGAUCCCGAAGCUCUUCUCGAAGCCGUCGCCAUGGCCGGUCUCGUUGGACUACUGCGUCAGCUCGGCGACCUCGCUGAGUUUGCUGCUGAGAUCUUCCAUGAUUUACAUGAAGAAGUAAUGGCUACCGCUGCAAGAGGCCACAGUCUUACAGCUCGUGUUAAACAGCUUGAGGCUGAAGUUCCUUCACUUGAAAAAGCCUUUUACUCUCAAACUCACCAUUCAUCAUUUUUUACUAAUGGAGGGAUUGAUUGGCAUCCCAAUCUUCAGUCUGAACAAAACCUUGUUACCGGUGGAAACCUACCUCGAUUGAUAAUGGAUUCCUAUGAAGAAUGCCGCGGUCCCCCAAGACUGUUCCUUCUGGAUAAGUUUGAUGUGGCUGGGGCUGGGGCAUGUCUGAAGCGUUAUACUGAUCCAUCAUUCUUUAAAAUGGAGUCAGCUUCAUCUGUAAGAGCCACUGUACAAGUCCACAGGGAAAGAAGAAUUCGUAAAGUCAAGAAGAAAGGAGCACGGCUAAGGGACGGUGAAACUCCUAAUGCUGUACCAACACAUUCAAAAUUACAUCAGCUGCUUCUUGAGGAACGUAUUGAGAAUGGUUAUAGUAAUCCAGCUCGCCUAGUGAAGCUGAAGAAAAGACAAUUGAAUGGACCUGCUGUUGAAGCAAAAUCUGGGAAAAGUUACAUGGAGAAAUUUCUAGAAACUCCCUCGCCUGAUCCAAAAAUGAUUUAUGAAACUUCAAUCUUUCCACUGCCUGUGAAACCGGCACCAGAUGAUUCUAGCGAAGCAGGGAUUAAAAUUCUUGAAAUCAGUAGCAUUGAAAAGUCGAUUGGAGAUGAAAACUCUUGUUCACCCCCUUAUGAGCCGGAGUUUGAACUUAACCAAUUUUCAGAAGAGGUUGGUGAGGCAAAUGGAGAUCUUGUGAUGGUGAAAGAACAAAUCUCAGUGGGUGUAAGGGAUGAAAUGUCUUUUAAUGAUGUCAAGGUGUCUGAUGAAACAGAAUUGGCAAUCAAUGAACAAAAGAAAAUAGAAGGCAGCUUAGUUAGGUACAAUUCUGAUGAUGUGACCAGUGAGGUUGACAACUACAUGGAUGCUUUAACUACCAUGGAGUCAGAAUUGGAAACAGACGAUGAGUAUAAACCUAAGAAAAGCUUCUUGAAUCUUAAAAAGGCAACAAAUGCCAAUAAUAAAGAACGUCAACUACAAGCUCGAUUUUCAGAUUCCCAAUCAUUUGGAGGCUCUUCAACAUCUGAUGACAUUAGCUCAUUCAAACAAGAGACAACUGAGGAAGAUAUUGAAGUGAAAGCUCGGUUAUCAGAUUCUCACUCAACUGGAACCUCCUCGACAUCAGACAAUAAUAACUCAUUCAGAGGAAAUGAAGACGAGCAUGUGGAACUGCAAGCUCACUUUUCAGAUUCUCAAUCUACUGGAAAGUCCUUUAUGUCAGAUUUAAAUAGUUCUUCCUUGAAAGAGAUUGAAGGCAUGCCAUCCAACCAACCUCCCGAAAUUGUUGAGUUUCAAAAUACAGAUAAUAGAAAGUUUGUCAUGCGUGAUGAUGCCCAUGUUCAUGAAGACGGGGUUUCUGACUCUCGGCAAACAAAUUCUGAGCUGUUGACUUCAGGAAAGAUGUUGUGUUCUGAUCUUGACCCUACCAAACCAGUGACGCAACCUGCAGUGACUCAGUCAGAUGAAAGCGUUUAUGACAAUAUUGAGCUUAAUAUAAGAUUAGGCAAUGGUGCCGACAGAUCAGAUGUUGUUGAAUCUGUUGCUUCCAAACCUUCUUCUCCCUCCCUUAUAGAAGAUGAUACGUGCCCCGUGUACUCUUCUGACAAAAUUUCAUCAGACAACUUGGUUGAUGACUCCCUUUGUAAUGAUUCACAAGAAGGUUCCCUUUGUCCAUCCAUCAAAGAAUUAGACUUGAAUUCAGGUCUUAAUGUGGUGCUUGACCGCCUAGACUCAAAAGAUGAGGAUUGUAUUGAUAUUGCACGCCAACUUAAUCCAACUGUUGUGAAGGUUCCUCCAGUGAGUUUCCUUAAUGGCGAGCUAUCUUCUGGUAUAACUCACAAUAAUCCACAGGAUGGACUGGGCUCAACAGAAGUUGAAGUUCAGUUUUCUGAUCUUCAAUCAAAUGAUGUAAACAUACCUAAAAUGGUGCAUGGCGAUGAAAUAAAUGGAUUCAGCAGCAGUGUUGAUCCUGUUGAAGGUGAUGGUCAUAUAGAAAAUCCAUCUUAUAAUCAUGUGAUGGUAAAUGGUGCGAUCACUGAAAUUGUUGAGUCAAAAGAUCUACCCGAUCCUUCUGUUGAUAAUGCUCAAAAUGAUGUGGGUAUCAUUACUUGUCCAGCUUCAAGUAUGAUUUGUUCUCCAUCAAGAAGCCUUUCGAAUUCGCAAGAACUAGUCCACGCAUCUUCAGACUCUUAUCAGAUGGAAUCCAAUGAAGUAGGAUUGACUCAAAUUUCCAUGGACUCAAAUACAGAGAUGAGCGAGAGUCAAUUGGCACCAUUGUCAGAUACGACAUCUAAUAUCAUGUUUUCUCGAAUGAGUAAUCUCACAAAAUUAGAAGAAUCUGUUUCUGCUUUUUCAGAUCCAAAUGAGAAAGAGACAGAAGACCAUGAGGCAGUUGCUAGAGAAUCUUUGACAGCACAUGAGGCAGGUCAUCCAGAACUUGUUUCUUCAGAUGUACCAAUGAACCUUAACAAAUUGGUGCCUUGUGAUCCUCCAGAUUUGGGAAAUAGUAUUGAAAAGUCACCUCCUAGGAAGAAAAUCAUACAGAGUGUUUUCCAGGAUGAUGCGAAAAUGGUGCCUGGAUUUUCUGGGUUUGACGCCCGGCAGUCAGAAUCUAUUAGUUAUGGUCAGAAUGACAGAAAUAGUUUUUCAUCUACACCUGAUAACAAGUUGGAGUCUGAAACUUAUUUAGAGCCACACUUGCAAUCUCAACUUGAUGAACAGAAUGGAGAGUUUUCGCUCAAAUAUGAGGAAAACUUUUCCUCUGAGAAAUCUCAAUCUCAGCAGAUGCAUAUAAAUCAAUUGAAACAAGAAGACACACAUGCUACUUCUGAAUCUGUCUCAGAAGCCCCUGCCGAUGAAUCACCAUCAUUUUAUUCUUCAGCACAGUCAUCUGGCCUGGAAAUUAACCCUACAGAAUAUGUCACAGAUCCAUUGAAGCCUCUUCUGCCUGAUCUCUUUCCUAAGGAAACUGAAAACAAACUUGAUGAGAUGCCACCUAUGCCUCCUCUACCUCCUAUGCAAUGGAGAAUGGGCAAGGUUCCACAUGCUUCCCUAGAUUCACACAGAGAGGAGUUAGAAGUUCAUCCGGCUUCAGUUCAACCAAUCCAGCCAGUUAUGCCAGAUACGAAGUCUCAAUUUGGCUUUACAGCUUCUGAUGGAAAUACCCUAUUUCAUCAGAAUCCAUUUUUGCCAGUCAUGGCUUUGGAAAGUGAUAAGCUCCAACAUUCUUCUGCCGUAGGUGUUUCAGGGCACCCAGUUGCUUUACCUUUUCAGUUUCCUAUUGUGGUUAAUGAAGCAAAUGGUCAGUAUAAUUACUUAGUGCUGGACAGAAACCAGAUUCAGAACCCCUUGUUAACGCUGCCCAUGGUACCUACGAUGCAUCCACCUCUUGGUUACGUUGUUGCUUCUGACGGAGAAGUGGUACAGACUUUAAACCCUUACGCACCAAUACUACCUGCUGCAUACACUGCAUCUGGACAUGAUUCCACAUCUCCACAAGUGGACCCAUUUCAACAUCCAACUCAAGUAAUGACAGAAAAUAGUGCAGAUGAUAAAACACUUGAGCAGCCUAUAAAUAAUGUAGUGUGUAGGGAUGAGCCUCCAAACAGUCAUGUUAUUGCUUCUGAUGGAGAAAUGGUACAUAAUUCAAACCCAUUCCUUCCAAUACCACCCGUCGAAUGUUCUAACUCAGGACAUGAUUCUAUCUCUCCUAUAGAAAACGUGAGUGAAUCUCCUAGUCAAUUAAUGACUGAAACUAGUUCAGAUGAUACGACACUUCCGCAGCCUAUGAAUAAUGUUAUAUCUAUGGACAGUCACAUUGUCAUUUCUGAAGAAGAAACGGUGCAAAAUUUUAAUCCAGGCCCUCCUGUACUAUCAGCUGAAUCUGCUGUUUCUGACCACGAUUCCAUCUCUCCGCAAGAAAAACUAACUCAACCUCCAACUCAUUUACUGAGGCAGACUAGUUUGGAAGUUAAAACGCCUAAUCAUUCUGUAAGUAAUGUAGAAGGGGAACAGGGACGAUUGGGUAUUUCACUCAUGUUGCCACCAAACAUGGAAAAUGUAGAGCUAAAUCAGAGUUUCCAGCCCUUUGAGGGGGAAAUGUCUUCCUUGGGUCCAUCUGCUCAAACAUCAGAUUUUGAGAGUGAAAGAACAAAUGUAAAACCAAGGCAUAAGAUUCCUCGUCCUCGAAAUCCUCUAAUUGAUGCUGUUGCUGCUCAUGACAAAAGCAAGCUUAGGAGGGCUACUGAACGGGUUAUGCCUCAAAUAGCACCAAAGGUAGAUGAAAGAGAUUCAUGGUUAGAACAGAUAAGAACAAAGUCCUUCAACUUGAAACCUGCUGUUGCUAAACGACCUAGCAUUCAAGGUCCAAAAACAAAUAUGAAGCUUGCUGCCAUCUUGGAGAAAGCUAAUUCAAUUCGCCAGGCUUUGGCUGGAAGUGAUGAAGAUGAUGAUGCGGAUAGUUGGAGUGAUUCUUGA
This is a messenger RNA of Lathyrus sativus (Indian pea), 4773 nucleotides long. The record is from the annotation of a GenBank genome assembly. Lineage: Eukaryota; Viridiplantae; Streptophyta; Magnoliopsida; Fabales; Fabaceae.